Messenger RNA from Nilaparvata lugens (brown planthopper), 2971 nucleotides. RefSeq lists its product as uncharacterized. Gene Ontology annotation, biological process: negative regulation of cell population proliferation. The record is from RefSeq and is a predicted model, not a curated record. The transcript has 16 exons. Bases 188 to 2971 code for a protein of 927 amino acids. NCBI's taxonomy places the organism in Eukaryota, Metazoa, Arthropoda, Insecta, Hemiptera, Delphacidae.
GAAUGUACUAAAAAAUUUUACAUGAGCUCAGCUAUUCAAUGAAAAAUAUAUUUUCCAAUAAAAAAGUUGAAUUUGAAAAUUACAGUAAUGUUUGUCAUGAACAGAAAGUAAUAUUCUAUUAAAUACAGACUGAGUUUAUAGCUACAGUACCGUAGCAGUUAUUCCUCUCUGGAUUUUCAGCAAAAUAAUGUCAAUAGCAAGCGAGACGGGAUCGAACAGGCAAACUGUCAUUUCAGACAUAGGAGAUUUGAAAGAUUUUGAAAGUGAACCUGAAAUUUUUCGAGAAAGUUUUAAAUUUGAGUCAAAAGAUGAUUAUAAUAAAAUUUCCAUUGGAACGAUUGCAUCAACUCAAUCUGGAAAUAUUGAAUUUAACGGAUUCAAGUCGAAAGAAUCUUUCUCCUCAAUACAGGAACUUUUGCGUUAUGUAGAAGAGAACGAAACCAGAUUUGUCGGUUCACGAACUAACGUAUACAAUGAUUCAGGAUGUGAUAAAAUGAAAUUUGAACCAUUUUGUGAUUCUAAUAAAAAAUGUCAGAGGAACAAAUCUCCAGUGAAACUGUUCAAAGCACACUGCAUUUGCCCAAUAGCAUCAAAUACGCUCGACAACAAAAUACAAGAAUCAGAGAGUUCAAAAUUGUAUGAGCAGCAUGCUGGGCAUGAAAAAAUACCAAAAUCACCAGUAAUUGUAUUUGAGGUGGAGCCUUAUUCGGUGCUUUUCUUGAACUGUGAGCCCGGAAAGACUUAUGUUAAAAGCAUCAAAGUAACAAACAUAACCAAAAGGUUGCAAAAGUUCGAGGUGGACCCCCCACCGCACAGUUCUCCUUUCAAAAUGAAAAUCAUGCUACCGACAGAUUACUGUACCAGGAACACAAUAGCUGCCGGAUUGUCUUUCAGGAUCCAGAUAACUUAUUCCUGCAAAGGACAUGAAAAUUUCGAAGAGACAUUGAGAAUAGAAGGCGGAUUCGUAUCACCGAUUCUCAUCCAAGUUAGAGUUCACCACUGUCAACCUAUUUUAGCUGAGCUUGCAGCGCCUGAAAACUUAUUCGAGGAAAGUGAAGCAGUUGUAAUUUGCAAUAGCUGCCUGCCAACUGAGUCAACAGUCACUCGGGUUGAGUUAUUAAACUACAGCAAAACAUUCAAAUUUCUGAUCCUCGACAAAGAUAUGUGGUCAUUGGAAACACUUGAAACUCUUUGCACAAAUAAUGACAACACAUUAGUCGCCGGUGUAUUCACAAUAUCGCCAAUUUACUUCCAAACCAGCUCCGAGGCUUUUGUCAAUUUGAAUGUACAAUUUUGUCCACCAAAAGCUGGAAAAUACUGCAAGAAACUCUACAUUAUUUGCGAUAACAUGUCUGUGAGAAAUUUACAGCUAAUCGGCCAAGCGAAUCCGUUCAAUAAGAAUAUGCUGAAGUUUUUGAAUAUGGACAAAACGUUUCUUCCAAAUGUGAAUGACUGUUUUGAAGCUGAAUAUUUAUUAGACCUGGGAACAGUUUAUCGAGGAAAGCAGAAAUCAAAAAUAUUUACAAUUUUGAAUGAAAGCUUGUGCACUCUCGAUUUUCACUGGGAGCUCCAUCGUUACCCUCUUCCUGGGUACAAACGUAUGACGUCACGCAUGAUAGACCUUUCCCAUAAACAUGGCAGUUUUAUAGGGAAGAAGAGAAGGAAAUUCAGUGCCAACAUUAACAUGACUAGAGCGACUGAGGGAGAAUACAGAACUCUUGCAUGUUUAUACGUUGACAACUUGACUGAAGCAAAAGUUGACGAUUCGUUGAAGGGUGAUUUACUGAACCGAAGCAAGCGUAAGGGAUACUCACAGUUGGUGGCCAGAAUCGAAAUGCACGUUCAAUGCAAGGGUGUCCGAAUUGAACCGAAUACUAGUGUGAUUUCACUUGCAAGAAUUCCUCUUUUAUGCGGACCACAACAUAAAUACUCAACUUAUGUCACAAUCAAAAAUAAAUCGUUGGUACCUGCAAGAUGUGUUUGGAAAAGUUUGGAUUUCAACGGAAAAAUUCGAGCAAAGCUUGAAGUGCGACCUCCGUCGGCGAAAAUAUCAGCUAAAUGUGGAAGAAUAUUUGAGAUAUCAGUGACGGGACUCAGUCCUGGCUCUUUUAGUCAGUAUUUGGUAUGCACAGCUAAUGGAAAUGAACACAGAGUCCCUAUUUUAGUGGAAGGAGAGUGUACCAUGGGGUUUUUACAUGUCAGAGAUGAUUUCAUAAGUUGCGGACCCAUAAAAAAAGGUGACAAACUACGACUUGAUGUGUCAUUCGAAAAUUACACCGAUCGUAAGUGGUCCCGCAUGGUAACUGAAUACAGGUACCAUUCGCGAAAAUCCUACAAAAUCCCAAAAUUGACAGAGAGUCCCCAGCGGAAAAGUUGUAAGAGAUUUGUAGCACUAAAAAACAUGAAGAGAGGACUGUAUGAUAAUUACAGUAGAUUCAUCACAUUCAAGUAUGGUAGAGUGAAGACAAAUAUUAUGAAAAAUGUAAUUUGGUGCUCCCUGUUGAAGAUAAAAGUUGGUGAUGUAGAAGAUUUUAUAGGAGUUAUAGCAGAUAUAGAGCGACCGUUACUCACCUUAUCUGAGAACGCAGCUUCUGACAAUUUUCUACUGAUGAAUUACACUUCAGUGAUCAGACUGAAUCUCAAGAAUCAUUCUAGAAUCUCGGCAUCGUUUACAUGGAUUGAUGCGAUUGGUGAUGACAGCUCCUCAUUUGAUUGCAAGUUUGUUCCAUCGACGGGAGUUAUCAGGCCCCAUGUAAAGUGGCAGAUUCUGGUCUACUUGAAGCCGUUAGAGUUGAUUACUGCUAAAGACCUGCAUUUGAUCUGUAUUGUAGACGGUAUGGAGUCACCGCUGCUAGUGUCUGUGACAGGGGAAGUACAACCCCUUAUAGUUGAGCUCAAUUGGCUAGAGAACAGAAACGACACUGAACAACGCACUUUUGUCUGGAAAUCUGAAAAAUGGACUAAAUUUUAG